AUGAAUCAAAACUUUCUCCACCGCUGUAACCACUGCUGCACCAAGUACAACUGCACCUACAACCGCUGCGCCUACGACCGCUGCGCCAAGUACAGCUGCACCUACAACUGCUGCGCCAAGUACAGCUGCACCUACAACUGCUGCGCCAAGUACAGCUGCACCUACGACCGCUGCGCCAAGUACAGCUGCACCUACAACCGCUGCGCCAAGUCCAGCAGCACCUACAACCGCUGCACCUGCAGCCACAGCAGCACCUACAACCGCUGCACCGACCACAGCAGCACCUACAACCGCUGCACCGACCACAGCAGCACCUACAACCGCUGCUGCUGCACCUACAACCGCUUGCAUACUGCAAACCAGCACCUACAACCGCUUGCACCUACAAACUCACUACAACAUACAACCGCUGCACCGACCACAGCAGCUCCUACAACCGCUGCACCGACCACAGCAGCACCUACAACCGCUGCACCCACAACCGUAGAUGUUGGAGCCUGCACUAUGGACGUGACAGUGACAGCUGCAACCGACCUGUACUGGACCUCACCUGGAUUCCCAAGCAACUACCCGGAUGACAUCACCUGCACACUCACUGUCACUAUUCCCGCCGACUUGCCUAUGGGUUUGGUGACUGUCACACCCAUGGCGGGAUCUGCCAUUUACACAACCCCUGGCUGUUCUUCCGACAAAAUGACUUACACAUCAAGUAUGGGGGCGACGGCAAUAUCCUGCGGCAGUAACCUGGAUGAGGUAUCUGAGGGCGCGGUCUUCGACGGGCCAAAGACAUUCACUCUCACCUUCACCUCCUCUUCAUCUGACGGAGGCAAAACGUCGUCAGGAUUCAGAUACCAUAUCCGAGGAUUCGAUUUGAUGGGCAAAUAGAAUCAUCUAUAAACGGAUAUCAAAGCCGACCCUAUAUUGCUUCACUGCGUCUGAUGCAAGAAUUUAAAGACGAUGCGGCAAUGGCAACGCAAAGCAAGAUAAAUGGAAGAAAGGCAAUAAAACCC
This is a messenger RNA of Penaeus vannamei (Pacific white shrimp), 1010 nucleotides long. Lineage: Eukaryota; Metazoa; Arthropoda; Malacostraca; Decapoda; Penaeidae. The record is from RefSeq and is a predicted model, not a curated record.